Molecule: messenger RNA, 4482 nt
Organism: Ylistrum balloti
Lineage: Eukaryota; Metazoa; Mollusca; Bivalvia; Pectinida; Pectinidae
Product: ran-binding protein 9-like
Exons: 12
Coding region: 1-1917 (638 amino acids)
Biological process (GO): cell surface receptor signaling pathway; cytoskeleton organization
Cellular component (GO): cytoplasm
Molecular function (GO): protein binding
Source: RefSeq, a predicted model, not a curated record
AUGGCAGCGACUUGUGGCUCCAGUUCGACUGAGUCGCUGAAUUUAGGACCUCAAGAUUCCACGGAUCGCCUAAAAUUGCUAUACCCGGCGGUAAACGAAGAAGAAUACCCUCUCCCUAGAUCGUGGAGUCAGAAGGAUCGAUAUAACUACAUAGGGUUGUCACAAAACAACCUCCGAGUCCAUUACAAAGGUAUUGGAAAGACACACAAGGAUGCUGCUAGUGUACGGGCAAUUCACCCUAUACCAGCCUCAUGUGGAAUAUACUACUUUGAGGUGAAAAUCAUCAGUAAAGGAAGAGAUGGGUACAUGGGGAUAGGGCUUGCUGCUCAAGGAGUUAACAUGAACCGACUUCCAGGCUGGGACAAGAAUUCGUAUGGUUACCAUGGCGAUGACGGCCAUUCUUUCUGUUCCUCUGGAACUGGUCAGCCCUAUGGACCAACCUUCACGACAGGCGAUGUGAUUGGGUGCUGUGUGAACCUCAUAGACAACAGCUGCUUCUACACAAAGAACGGAGUUCAUCUAGGUAUUGCAUUCACAGAUCUACCCCAAAAUCUAUACCCUACUGUAGGGCUACAGAGUCCCGGGGAGGUGGUGGAGGCUAACUUUGGUCAGGCCCCCUUUGCCUAUGACAUUGAAGACUAUAUGAGGGAGUGGCACAUGAAGACAAGACUUACUAUAGAACGGUUUCCGGUGAACGACAAACGUGGAGAGUGGCAAACAGCUUUACAGAGAAUCGUGUCAACCUACUUAGUACAUCAUGGCUAUUGUGCCACUGCAGAAGCCUUUGCCAAAUCCACGGGACAAUCGUUCGAUGAAGAGCUCGCCUCCAUGAAAAACAGACAAAGAAUACAGAAGUUAGUUCUCUAUGGAAGGAUGGGAGAAGCCAUUGAAAAUACCACACAACUGUAUCCAGGUCUUUUAGAACGCAACUUAAAUCUAUUGUUUAUGUUGAAGUGUAGACAAUUUAUAGAGAUGGUGAAUGGAACAGACAGUGAAGUGCGCGGUAAUGCAAUACGCAGCCCAAAGUCUCGUCAUGGAAGUGGCAGCAACAGGUCAAGUCCGAGCCUCAGUCCUGUCCACCACACAAACUCACAUUCACAACGGAACACACCAGUGGGGUCAAGGGGCAGCAGUCCCAACCGACCUAUAGGUGUCAAAGGUCAUAGUUCAGUGUCAGGGUCAGCAAGUGCAGGUCAGAACAACUCUCAGACCCACCCCACCAUAACGUCACAGCAACCCACACAAGCACAGACAAUGAACAGCACCAACAGUGAUCUCAAAACUAUAUCUGAGGAAGAAAUGAAUGCUGCAAAUAUUGCAAUAAACGGCAAUUCUAACUCACGAUUGAUUGAUGAUAGUGACGAUGUCGAGAUGAUCGACGGACUUGUGAAUGAUUACCACGAUUUGAAUAACAAAGUGGUUACAAACGGAACAGUGGAGAGUAACGGCAAUACCAAUGGACUUUACCUUAAUGGUAACAGUGAGAGUACAGAUCACGAGCACUGUAGGACAGAAGAUAUGGACAUAGACGGUCCGUCAGGCAAGAGACAGCUGUGCGGGGGUAGUCAGGUAGCUGUAGAAAAAAUGUUGCAAUUCGGCAAAGAACUACAGGCCAUGAGUCAGCAACUUAAACGACAGUACGGCAAAAAUGAAGGAAACAAAAAAGCAUUACAGGACGCCUUCAGCCUAUUAGCCUAUUCAGACCCAUGGAAUAGUCCCAUGGGAUACCAGCUGGAUCCGGUGCAGAGGGAAGCAGUUUGUGCUGCCCUGAACAGUGCUAUAUUAGAAUCCAAUGGCCUUCCUAAGCAGCCACCUCUUGAACUUGUGAUAGCCCAGUCCACAGAAUGUAUGAAAUUGAUGUCAAAAUCUGGUAUUGGGUCCUCAGCAUUUGCUAGCCUGAAAGACUACCUUCACUGACCUUCAGUGCCUCAUUUAUCUAGUUGACCUUUGAACUUUCAUCAUAAAUUUGUCCAUGGACCAAAUCAGUGAUUAGAAAAGCUCCGUUUAUAUAUGCUAAAUUUUUCUGGAGGAAUGACAGUUGUAUCAUCCGGUAGUUUUUAUAUCAAAAUACUUUUAGAAGACGCAUUUGGUUGUCAAGGUAACUUGUGGUCGUUUCCUUAAGGGAGCCAGUUCCUGGUGUUAUUGACUGAAUAUAAGAAUUGGAUAAAAUGAUAUUUAAAUGUAUUUGCCUAUAAGUGAUGUCUGUUAGUUGUGUCUGCAAGGCUGUUUGUAAUCAGCCCUAUUUACGGUGAUAAACACAACAUUGGCUGUGAGGUUUUUUUUUUUAUAUAUGAAAAGGUAGUAUUCGAAUCCAGUAUAUCUGUAAAACAAGUAUACAUAAAUUGUGAACAAAAAGUAUAAAUACAUGGUAUUGUGUGGUGAAGUACAAACAUCAUUGCAAUGUUGAAAAUAUUGUAUGUUUGGAUAACUUAGUCUUUUUCAAAACAAAAAUCUGUAUUCAGUCUUGAGACCUUGUACUGUUAUGUGUUAAUACAACAGCUUCAGUUUUGUACUGUAAAUGAUGUCAGGUUAAUACAUAUCUCAAUGUAAACAUUUUCGUUCAUUUGUCACAAAACCCUUAAUUGUUGCAUGGUCCUACAUCCGGAAUAGUCAUAAUGUAAAUCUUUUUCUACACUUUAUGGUGUAAAAAACAGGUCUUUACAAUCAUUUAUGUUGAAAAGUUAUAAAAACCCUAUGCUAUUAAGAACUAUGAUCUUUGAAAUAAUCAUAGAUUAUAUGCCCUUGAGGUCUAAAUAAUUUUUGUUUUAUCGAAACUUUUGUUUAUAAGUUACGAAACCCUAUGUUAUUAUUAUAAACGAUGAUAUUUGAAAUCAUUAUAGAUUGUACACACUAGUGUAAACAGUUUUGUUGUUUAUGGAAGUUUUCCUUCUAAAGUUAUAAAACCCACUUCUGAAUGGCUGUUCACUUGGCUGAAUGUGACAGUUAUUGAAUUAACACCCUGUGGUGUACACAUAUCCUGUCUUUAGGAAAAACCUCCCAAUUAUAAGUUGCCAAACUUGGUGUAUUCCCUUUUUGUAGAAUUACAGAUAUGGUGUCUGUAGAUUUCAGUGUGAAUGACGAUUGUAUUGAAUCACCGCUGCUGUGGACAUUGUAACAGGUCCUAUUGUCAUUAGGAAGAUUUGUUCAAGAUGUAGACUCCAUUUGGAGAAAAUGUGGUUUGGAUUUUCAGGAGGAUGGCAUUUAUGGUUUAUUCAAACUUUCUCCAUCAUUGAGAUGAGAAUGACGCUAUUAUUGAAUGGACAACCCAAGGAGCUCUGAGAAAGUUUAUACAUAAAGGCAGAUAAGUCAUUUUGUGUUUACACCAGAAAAACUGGACUAAGUAGAACUUCGUGGUUAGAAAGUUUGUGGGAUGAUUUAAAUCGGGUGUUUUAAACUUGAGUUUCAGCAGCAGUAAGACAUGUCGUAGUACAUUUUCUGUGAGAGGAGGGGGCAUGGGUUUCUGUUGAGAGAAGGCGGCAGGGAGAUCGGGUUGAACCCGGAAGGGCAAUAACAUUUCAGAGAUAAGAGCAAUGUCAGAGAUUUUUAUAUGCAAAACCAUGGUGUAUUAAGGUCAUGUUUUCAAUGUAUAUAGGAACUAUGUAAGAGUUUUUGUGAAGUAUAUCUGUAAAAAAAUAUUGUAUGAUAUUUGCCCAUCUAUCUGAUCCCACACAUGGAGUCUACAGCUUCUUAAACACCAAAGUGAAUCCAUGAUUACUAUAUGUAAAAUUCAAACUAGAUCUAUUGAAAACAAAGUAGAAAUUUUAAAACACACAAAAAAAAUUCAAAGUGAAAAUUUUUAAAAAAAUUACAGAAAAAGUAUUGAGGUAUGAAUUUUAAAAUGAAAUAUUGAAAAGAAAAUUCAAAGUAAAACACAGGGUAAAAUAUCUGUAUAGCAUUCCAGUUUGGCACAUUAUGCAAAUUUUAUUUUCACCCAUUUUAAAAUCAUUAAUGUAUUGCAGGUAAGGUAUAGAAAAACUGUCUUGCAGUUUCUGCUCAUGAGGUAAAUUUGGACGUCCUUUUUUUUUUUUUUUUAAGAAAUAAUAUUGUAUUUUCACGGUAAAUAGUUGUUUUAAAUUAUAUUUCUUGCUCAAAUUAUCAUUGAUAUUGGAGUUAGUUUUUGUCCGAUCUCUUACAGCUCUAUAAACAAACUGGUGACUGAAACAAACAAGAGUUUUUCCAAAGUGUGUAAAUCCAUUUGUUGAGUGUGAUAAUUGUAAUAUAAGAAUCUAUGUACAUGUAAUGAAACUGUGUCAGGAUUUUUUUUUUUAUUUAUUUACCAUUACAAAAAAAUGUUUUUAGUGUAAAGUUCAUUCAUGUAUGUAGUGUAUUCUUUAACUUGUUAAAUGAUCUAUAAAUAUUAUGAUGUAUAUUAUGAUUAUGCACAUGUGCAAAAAUGGAAGAUUGUGUAAAUUGUUGAAUACUUGGAUCGGUGGUGAAUUUAUUUAAAUAAAGAUAAUUAUUGAGUGAACAGUUGAAAAUAAA